Molecule: messenger RNA, 2121 nt
Organism: Rhagoletis pomonella (apple maggot)
Lineage: Eukaryota; Metazoa; Arthropoda; Insecta; Diptera; Tephritidae
Exons: 3
Coding region: 1-2121 (706 amino acids)
Source: RefSeq, a predicted model, not a curated record
AUGAAUUUACCGGAUGACAAGCAGUUAGUACGUGAAAAUAACAUAUCGAAAAUGGGUUUGCAUGCAAAACUGGCGUGGAUAGCAUUAUUUUUUUGCUUGGGUUUGAUUGCUUUGGCCCAUUGUGUACCGAUCGAAGUCAUCUAUACCGGUGAAGGCUGUGAUUGCCCGUCGAAGUUGGACUAUACCGUAAAUGUGCCAAGUGUGCCGAAAUCAAAGAAAUGCCCGUAUACGCCUAGCGAGUACGGUUAUAAGGUGGACGUACCAAUUUCGCGUCCAGCAAAAGCGAAAGUGACAUACAGUUUCGAUUUCACAGUCGAAGAGCCACGUACACCGAAGCCUGCCAAACCGUCCACAUUAAAUCUGUUCGCCAAAGUCGAUCGUGUGGCAGUCAAAAAGGGCGAUUGCGUAGAUAGUGAUACCGCACCAUCUGCCCCGUCCACUUGCCGUUGUGGACAAUGCGGCAUCACCAAACCGCUCUAUAGGUAUGUAUUCGACAAUAUGCCAUCCCAACCGCCAUGCAAGUGCCGGCGACCGAACUGUAAAUGCAAUCGUUGUCGCGCGGCUUCAACUCCAUACUCGCCAAAUGCGAUUUUAAGGGGUCCUUCUCUAAGUGACAUGACGCCAAUGGCUAUGAACUUGGAAACUGGUAGUGGUGGUGAUGAAAAUGAUGGUUACGUCAAAGACGGCAGUGGCGGUGCGGAGGUUGGCGCUGUUAAUAUACGUCGUAAACGCGAUUUACAACGCACACUCUUCCGACCUCGCAAGAUGACCAGGGAACGCCCAGGUCGCUUUGUAAAGUUAUACCACAAAAAUCUGUCCGAUACACCGCGCCGCCUAUUUGACUUUGAUGGCCUCUCUAACAAGCAGCUAGACCAACAACAAACUGCGAAGAAAACGAAGCGAAAGGCGAAGAGGACGCACUACAAACGUCAACGCUCACGGCUAGUGAAGCGCGACAUCAAGGGUGAGUACGAACUGCUAGAAAAGGAGCGUGAUCAGAUGGAUCUGACUUUGCCUGAAAUCAUACAAUUCAUGCCCGAAACAUUGCGGCCCAAUUUUAAGAGAGGUCAAUGUUAUUUCGGCUGUGGAUCGAAGCGUCCCAUCAACCCGCCCAAGUCAACACAUAGUAACACCGACAACCCCGGCAACAGCAGCGACCCUAGCUCAACCGAAUUCAAUGUAAGCAGCAAAGAAGUCAACGAAAACACGGCCGCCACCAUAACAUACACCGACAGUAAUAGCAGCAAUGACGAAAUCUUCGACAUGAAUACGGAUAGGAUUGCUGAUGAAGACGCCAAUGCAGAUAAAGGAACUGAUAAUAACCAAUUCACACAAACUGAGAAGAUGACCAUUAACGAAGAAAACUCAGACAAAGAAACACACAAAGACUCUGCCAUACAAAAUGACAUCGGUUCUUCACACACAAAACGCCAAGCGGCAAACUAUUAUUCCGGUGGGUCAGCGUCAUCGGCUGAAUCAGCAAACCCCAGCUGUAGCGAGUGCUUGCCCGCAUUGUUGACGAAAAGAGCUUACCGCGCAAAUUUGCCGCCAGCGCCACCGUUUUCCACUAACCCAAAUUACAAACCACAACAACCGACAUACUCGCAGAAAUCUGCAUAUUCAGCAGCGCAGCCAACAACAGAAAAUGCGCCAACGUCGCCCUAUUUUGACGAUCGCAUGGGUCGUAAGUACUUAGAAUGGAAUGAUUACAUGCGUGAUGUGACCUCCGCAUUGUCGGUGCCAGAUCCGCUAGAUCAUCACGCGAUUCCAUUGCGAUAUGAUGGCGAUUUAGAAUCACCAACACCGGCCUACUCCAGCAGUUACCCGCAAGAUAUGCCGCCAAAUGCAGCAGCCCAAAACUAUCCAGUGCAACAUAUUACUAACGAACAAAUCGAUAAGAUAAUCGCCGACAUUGUUUAUCGACAUCCAGCUUUCAUAGAUGCCACAUCGCACUUUGGUGGCGCGUUAGUGGAUCCCGAACCGUGGCAAGAGCUGGAAACAGUAGCAUUUCUUAAAAAACUUAUCGAUGGUCGGUUGAGUUUAUGGUUUGGCAAAGAAGAUGAACACAAAUAUGGUUUACCACCGCAGCUGCACAACCUCCAGCCGCCGCUCUACUACUAA